This is a messenger RNA of Nerophis lumbriciformis (worm pipefish), 1118 nucleotides long. It is a transcript of the gene pkig, whose product is annotated as protein kinase (cAMP-dependent, catalytic) inhibitor gamma. The record is from RefSeq and is a predicted model, not a curated record. Gene Ontology annotation, molecular function: cAMP-dependent protein kinase inhibitor activity. Lineage: Eukaryota; Metazoa; Chordata; Actinopteri; Syngnathiformes; Syngnathidae. Gene Ontology annotation, biological process: negative regulation of protein kinase activity.
GAUUUUUUGUUGUGCGUGUGUAAGCGUGUGAUGUUGAGUGCAGUGUGGGGUUGGCUUUAGCCCACAGAGGAGUGGGAGCCUCCACUCUGGUUGGCUCUCACUCGGCUAACUCCAUUUUGGAACAACAGCUGUUGGAAGACACAACCUUUCGCCGUUGUUUGCUGACGGUACCGAAGGGAAGACGUCGGGGUUGUUUUUUUUACACUGCUUCGCCACCUUUCUUCGCUUUCGUCCGACUUCGGCCAGCUUCGUAUUUUGUUCCAGCGCCAGGAAACUUAACCAGGGAUCCAUGGUGUUAAAUCUCAAUUGUAACAAGUGGAUGAGAGGAACCGAGCGGAUCAAGGUGUAAUGAGAACGCUGGUCAUGGACAGAUGAUGGACGUGGAGGCGUCGUACUCCGAUUUCAUCAACUGUGAUCGCAGCGGCCGUAGGAAUGCAGUGCCAGACAUCGCAGGCGAGGAGAAAGUAGCAGCCAGCACCAGUGACGUCACUAAAGACUUGGCAGGGAUGGAGCUGAAGGAUGCAGGGGAGCCUGGGGCCUCUCCAGCCCCUGAGGCUGAGGGCUCCACCAGUGAAGAUGCCCAAGGAGGCGAAGGUCCGUCCUAAAAUGUGCCACACACUGAAGGUGGGCCAGAGGCAAAGAGACAGCAGUAGAGAGUGGAGGGAGAUGGAGGCAGCAUCUCUCACCGAUGGCUUGUUAGGAGCCUGCCGGCACCAGUUGCAUGGGAUGGUAUGAUUACAACCAGUAAGAAGUAGAACUGCUUCUCUUCUGCUUUGGACUCUGUUAGUCCCUUUAUAUUCCUGAUAGGACAAGAAAGCAAAGACACUUUGGAUUUAUGUGAAGACUGAGCGGACACCAUUUUGAUUGGUCGAAACAUUUUCCCAGCCUAAUGUGGAGCUCUAUCAUGGAGGGUGACCUCAUAACCAUCUGUCAUUUUCUUUCUCUCUAUGUGUUUGUGACCCUCUCGAACUGUUGCAUUAUCGAGUGUCGCCAGUUUUUAGUAUGAAACCUAGUCGCCAUUAUACCAUCGUGUAUGGACUUGGUAUUUAUUGCUAAAUGUUCAGUGAUAACUUUGUGAUAGCGACUUUUCUUUAUGUAAUAAAAUACUUAUGACUCUA